AUUAAAACAAAUCAAUUUUUUUAAAUAUUUGUAUUGCUAUGAUAACAACAAACACAGAAGAAAAAAAAGAGACAUUUUUCAUAUAAUAAUAUUCUUCUUAAAGUGAAUAUAAAUGUUUUGAUACAUUUAUAGUAAUUUUUAAAUAAUCUGAGAUUGAUAACAUAAAAUAAAUUGAUAAGAAUGAUAAUAUUUGUUUAGUUGUGAAUGCGUUGAGAUAUCAUAGUAUGUUUGUGAAUUUUACUACUUGCCACCGAACAUAAUAACAACGAAAAUAUUAUCUUUGGUUGUAUAUACUCAUAUUCCAAGCGGUGUAUAACUGUACAGGUCAAUGCAAAUGAUUGAAAACUUGAUAUUGUCUGGUUCCAGUGCCCUCAAGUUCCUAUAAACAUAAAUAUUCAUGCAAACUACUAAGCAUGUGUCAUGUGUCAUUAUUUCCAGUUAUUUGGGCUAUAUACAAAACUAGGUUUGUUGAUAUGACUAAAAAAAACCUAUACUUUAAAAUGCACCGCAGAAACUCAUUAUUCUAUUUUAUUCAUCUAAACUAUUUUUAAACUAUGCUUAAAACAUUGGUUAUGUAUUUCUAGUAUGUAUAGAUAUCUGUGAGUAAGGAAGUUAACUUUAAAAUAAUUACAAAACAAUAUAUGUAAAAUUAAAAUUUACUACAUUGGCGUGGAAAUUUUCUAUAUUGUGUUUUAUCACAUUUUUUGGAAAUAUACAUAAAGCUGAAUUCAUUCAUUGACUAUUCAUUUGGGUGCUAUUGUAGUACAAAAAAGCACUGACGCAAAUUCAAUGUAAGUCUAUAUAAGUUGCAAGGCUAGUAUACCAGCUUAGUUUAGCCGCCGGAGCGUCGAAAGUUUGAUGAAUUGAAGUGUAAUUGCAAUCAUAAUAUAAUUUGUUGCAAUAAUGUGUUUAUGGGAUCAACACAUAGAAUUUUUUGAGACUUAUGGCGAUCAAAGAUUGAAAGGAUGGUUCCUGAUGACUUCUCCGGUUCCAACAAUAUGCUUGUGUUUGUUUUACGGGCUGGGAGUGACAAAACUCGGACCAUAUUUGAUGGGUGAUCGAAAACCUUUUGAGUUACGUAAUCUAAUUAUUGGAUACAAUUUUGUACAAGUUCUCAUUAGUACAUAUUUAUUUUAUGAGUUUGCUUCAUUAUGGUUCACUUCCUAUGAUUUUAUUUGUCAACCAGUCGACUAUUCAGACAAUCCAGAUGCAAUAAGAAUAAUGAGGGCCAUGUAUUUGUAUCUGUUAUCUAAAUUUUUUGAAUUUUUCGACACAGUAAGUACAAUAUUUUUUGUGCUGCGAAAAAACUAUCAUCAAGUUAGUGCUCUACAUGUCAUUCAUCAUAUGACUGUUCCUAUGUCCGUUUGGUUGGGUGUAAAGUUUGUUGCUGGUGGCCAUGCAACUUUUUACAGCCUUCUCAAUACUUUCGUGCACAUUAUAAUGUAUACCUAUUACAUGUUGGCGGCACUAGGACCUCAUCUGCGGAAGUAUCUAUGGUGGAAGAAGUAUUUAACGGUGCUACAAAUGGUACAAUUUACCCUCUUUGGCAUUCAUUCCAUUCAAUUGUUGUUCAUUGAGUGCGAGUUUCCGAGGGUGUUCGCACAUAUCAUAAUCGGCAAUGCAAUAUUGUUUUUAUACCUAUUCUAUAAUUUCUAUGGCAACAGCUAUGCCAAAAAUGACAAAACAGAUGUGGUGCAACCAAAAGCUGUAAAAACUAUAAACCUGUGGAAUUACGAUUGGGUGGAUAAGAUGUGCUUUCCGGGCCAGGAUGUAUUAUUUGAGGAUGACAACGGUAAACAUGACGAUUGCCCAUCACUGGAAGAUUCGUCGUCGGAUGGCAUGUCCAAGAAAUUACCGGUAUUUAGCAGUGCAGGAGAAGUUCGCGAACGUCGAAACCAAAAAAACGAGGCAGAAGCGUAAUUAUUUAAGUUCUUAUAUAUCGCGCUAAGAUAUUAUUUCUUUCUUGAAACGUAAUUUUUAAUAGACGUUCCAAGGUUAUUUAAAUUAAAUAAGUAAGUAAUAAAGUAAUGAAUAAAGCAUUUCAUUAGUAUAAA
Messenger RNA from Dalotia coriaria, 2054 nucleotides. Its product is annotated as very long chain fatty acid elongase AAEL008004-like. The coding region runs from base 904 to 1920 and encodes 338 amino acids. Lineage: Eukaryota; Metazoa; Arthropoda; Insecta; Coleoptera; Staphylinidae. Gene Ontology annotation, cellular component: endoplasmic reticulum membrane. Gene Ontology annotation, biological process: very long-chain fatty acid biosynthetic process; fatty acid elongation, polyunsaturated fatty acid; sphingolipid biosynthetic process. The transcript is spliced from 7 exons. Gene Ontology annotation, molecular function: fatty acid elongase activity. The record is from RefSeq and is a predicted model, not a curated record.